CUGUAUUCAAGAAUGGUGCAUACUUUUUUCUUAAUCUACAUCUACAUCUACAUGAAAUUAAAAAAAGCAACUAUAAAAGUAGAAUGUCUUCGAAACCCCAUCUCAAACAACAUUGAAUACCAUAAUUCCUCAUCCCAUGUAGCGGUUACAAACAUUCUUACAGGCGUGAACCUUGGAAGAUAGCAGAAGAGCACACAUGUGGGGCGGUGCUUCAACACUAAAUUUAGGUACGUACCUCCCGGUAGGUACCGAUAGUCCGUAUCAUCGCUAGCCCUCGACAGAACGAACCUUAUCAGUCAGUGGUGAAUUAAAAUGCCCCGGCCUGUGAUAUAAUUCAUGAAGUAACCUGGAAGAAGACGGGCUUCAUAUGUGGCGUCACACAUAUCUGUUCCAAACAUGGCCGUAACUACAUCGAUUCCCAUUAUCGACAUCUCAGCCGAGGGGACAGACCAGGCACAAGUCGCAAAGGAGCUGGUUAAUGCUGCUGUCGAAUAUGGUUUCGUUUAUAUCAGAAAUGCCGGUCGAGAUAUUUCUACCGAGCAGAUAGAAAACGCCUUCAAUAUAUCACGAAUCUUAUUCAGCUCGCCACUCGAGGACAAGCAGAGAUGUACGAUAGAGAAGAACAACCAAGGAUGGUCGGGUAUGCACUCAGAGACCUUGGACCCUAAGACACAACGUGUGGGAGAUUUUAAGGAGGCCUUCAAUUUCGGACCCUUCACCGAUAACAAAGCCACACAGCCUAUUCCGCAGAGUAUCGAGUCUCACCAGGCGCAAUUGGCCGCCUUCAAGGAUGCCUGCCAUGAUCUCUGCCGGAAAUUACUCCUCUUAUUCGGUAUCGGCCUAGGGGUAAACCCCCCAGACUUUUUCACAGCCGCACACACCUCCGCAGCAGCAGGCUCUCCCAUACCCUCAGGUUCCAUUCUGCGGCUCUUGUAUUACCCGCCCCCAAGCAACACGCCCACCGCGCUCUCCUCUGAUGUGCGAGCCGGCGCGCACUCGGAUUACGGCUCCGUAACUCUUCUCUUCCGGCUGCGCGGACAAGCCGGCCUCGAGCUCCUGGAUCCCCGCACCGAAACCUGGGCCCCCGUCCCUGUCAUUCCGCCCGGCACAGAGACCGACGCACAGCCGCCCAUUCUCGUCAACAUUGGCGAUCUGCUGUCAUACUGGACUAAUGGGCUCCUCCGCAGCACCGUCCACCGCGUAGCCUUCACCUCCACCUCCACAAACGGGGAAUCCGUAACCGACCCCCGGUACUCCAUCGCCUACUUCUGCCACCCAGCCGACGACACGCCCCUCGGCGCCGUCCCCAGUUCGCGCGUCGCCACAUUCCAACCUGAUCGCGCAAACGGCAACAGCAACCCGUACGCCGAGCGCAAGGUCCUGACCGCGAAGGAGCACCUGCAGAUGCGGCUUAGGGCGACGUACCUGGAGAUGUACGAGGGCGAUAAGAAGAACUGAUGUACAUUAAAAUUGGAUAAAAUUUAUGAUCUCUACCUAUUGUACAUACAUAACCAGCUCUUCAAUGGCAUUUCUAACAAA
This is a messenger RNA of Annulohypoxylon maeteangense, 1539 nucleotides long. Its product is annotated as 2OG-Fe(II) oxygenase superfamily protein. The record is from RefSeq and is a predicted model, not a curated record. The coding region runs from base 397 to 1458 and encodes 353 amino acids. Lineage: Eukaryota; Fungi; Ascomycota; Sordariomycetes; Xylariales; Hypoxylaceae. The transcript is spliced from 6 exons. Gene Ontology annotation, molecular function: dioxygenase activity.